This is a messenger RNA of Copidosoma floridanum, 2345 nucleotides long. RefSeq names its product anaphase-promoting complex subunit 4 (gene APC4). Lineage: Eukaryota; Metazoa; Arthropoda; Insecta; Hymenoptera; Encyrtidae. Gene Ontology annotation, biological process: protein K11-linked ubiquitination; anaphase-promoting complex-dependent catabolic process. Gene Ontology annotation, cellular component: nuclear periphery; anaphase-promoting complex. The record is from RefSeq and is a predicted model, not a curated record. Gene Ontology annotation, molecular function: protein binding.
UUCCCAUUGUCAUUAUGAAAGCAUAGCCGGUGUUUAAUGAAAAUAAAUACAAAAACUGCUUUUUACGUAUUACGUUUUGUAUUUGAAGGGGACACUGUGAUAAUUAAGUACUAAGACAUAAGUAUCAUUGACGAGAAUGUCGGGAACUAUAAAACACUUAGAAGAACGCCAGCUUCCCAACGAGGUUGUACUUAUGAGAUGGUCUUUGAACAUGGAUCUUUUGGCCAUAGCCAAUACCAAAGGAGAAUUGGCACUGCAUCGAUUAAACUGGCAGAGAGUGUGGCUUUUGAGCCCACCAGAAGAAGGAGACAGUAUAACAAACGUUGCCUGGAGGCCAGACAGCAAACUCAUAGCGGUCAUUUACGGGAACUCAAAAUUCUUGUGCCUAGUGGAUAUUGAGAACAAACACAUCGUCCACAAGACUAAGAUAAAAUCCGAGGAGCACUGCACUUGCAUUGCCUGGCUGUCUCUCACACCAUCAGCUUGUACCAGCUGUGGUGACAGUGAAAAGAAAAAUCUCUCUUGUACUGGUCCUUACCUGCCACCCCUACCGACUUUGAGUAGAAGCUUUGGUGGCCAGGAGUUGGAGAGAAAGGAGUAUUUGUCCCAGACUUUGGAUAUGCUGUUUCUAGGUCAAGAAAAUGGUCAAAUCAUAAUGUACAUAUAUGGAAUGUUUCAAUGUGGCAUAAUAACAAUUGGCAAUGGACCUGUUCUGGAAAUCAGUGGUGGUGCUGGCAAAGCUUUGUGGGCGAGCUGGAAGAGCAGCGAAUGUGUAGUUGUUGUCAGGCUAUCCUGUUCUCUUCUCCAAAAUAAUGAAGCUUUUUUAAAUAUAGCACAGAUUCAAGCCCAUGUGGAAUGUUUGAUGGAUUACUUGUCAAGAACACUAAUGGCUAUUUCUGAAUCAUGGGAGACUAUUCUCCUGGAGAUGGAUGAAAAAUUAGCCAAGUAUGCUGCUGACAAACCACAGGGCACUGUAGCUGCAGAAUUUUUAGAGCUUUUAAUGAUUGGUGUACCUACUCCAGAUUUGGUUAAUUUUCUUUUGAGAGACCUGACUGAAAAAGGCUUGAAAAAACUAGGUCAUAGCAUAGAUAUGUGUUACAGUAAUAUACAGAAAUUAGCCCUAAAACAUUUAAGUAGUGUUGGGAUGGCCUUGAUAUAUCAUUUAGCGGAAAUGAGAGGUAUGGCAAGAUUUGGUGGAGCCUACGAAGCUCUGGGUCUUAAGGAAGAAACUGUAAUCACGAAUGCCAUAAGUACCAUCCAAACUUUCUUGGCAAAAACUUCCGAAAUUCAACAAGUCAUUGAGCACAGCAUGCGUGAUUAUAAAGCUUUUAUUAAGUGGCUCUAUACAAUAAUUUUGAGACUGAACGAUGAAAGAGUUCCAUCUGAAAUGAGUAAAAUUAGCCAGCAAGAUCUUACCAACAUUGCUGAAUUUUUGCGCGGUUUUGAUAAGAUAGAAGAGAGAGCAAGUUCACGUAAGACAGUAAAUGUUGAAAAACUUGGACAAUAUUUGAGAGAAGAGCCUUUGCAAACUUGCUUUUAUCCAGAAGGAAGUGAAUGGGCUGCUAUGCUGGUCGAGAAUACGUGUUUGAAAAAUCAUCCUCUUAUUAUUACUCAAGAUUUUGAUUCCUCUCUACUUCAAGCGCACACUAAUCUUAUUAAAGCCGUUAACGAAGUAUUUGUUUAUGCAUACCACGACUUGACUCACCAUUUUAAACAAAAAGUCAUGCAGCUCAGUUCUGUGACAAAUACUUUGUGUUCACAAAUUGUUACCAAUGACGGGAAUUUGAUGUUUGCCGUUCCUAGUGGAGACUUCAAAAUACUUCAGUUAUUUAAAAUCAAUUUUACAGCUAUGAAUGAUCCAUUAAUUUCUAAAACGAUCAAGAUCGACGUUGGUAACAAACAAGCUCCGUCAACUCCUUCAAAACGAUUAGAAGAACAAAAAGUUUCGGACUUGCAAUUUUAUUCACAAGAUUUCUUAAGCGUACUAGUCUUGAAUGAUGAAAAUAAAAUGUCGUGUUUAAUUCAACUACCCCUGAAUCACGCCAAAUUAAACGAUCCGUUGAACGUAAAGCCAGAACACGUGGUAAAUUUAAAUGAAGUGGCAGAUCCCAGUUUAUCUAAGCCUUUCCUUGACAUUUGUCCGAGAAAACUGGCUGUUAGCGGUCCGCGAAAAGUAGCUGCGAUUCUUAGUGAAAACAAAAGAAAAAUUAGAUUGUUGGAAACUGAAGUCGACCCUGAAGAAGAUGAAGAUGAAGAGGAUACAACUGUAGACGAUAGCAUGAUGGAUGUUACACCAGGUACACCAGGUACAUAGAUUACAUCUUGAAAUUUAAAUCGCAAUUAAA